Messenger RNA from Homo sapiens (human), 2701 nucleotides. It is a transcript of the gene CCR3, whose product is annotated as C-C motif chemokine receptor 3. Gene Ontology annotation, molecular function: chemokine receptor activity; C-C chemokine receptor activity; G protein-coupled receptor activity. Gene Ontology annotation, cellular component: membrane; plasma membrane. Gene Ontology annotation, biological process: inflammatory response; cellular response to cytokine stimulus; positive regulation of endothelial cell proliferation. Lineage: Eukaryota; Metazoa; Chordata; Mammalia; Primates; Hominidae. The transcript has 3 exons. Bases 989 to 2221 code for a protein of 410 amino acids. The record is from RefSeq and is a predicted model, not a curated record.
ACCACUGGUCUUCUUGUGCUUAUCCGGGCAAGAACUUAUCGAAAUACAAUAGAAGUUUUUACUUAGAAGAGAUUUUCAGCUGCUAUGGAUUGGAUUAUGCUAUUAUGAAUAAGAAUGCUGAUGGGAGCACACACAAACCAUUUGUUCCUCAGUCCAUUUUCCUCCUCAAAAGCCUGGAAUGUGCCAUUGAUCAGUGGGAGAUGUACCUGGACAGACCCAUGAAAAGAGAUCAACAAGUUCCACCCAAGGGACCCUAUUUUUCCUAAUUUCAUUUGAAAUGGCUUCUAAUUGUCCUUCUUUCAUUCCUGCUUCCUACCAGUUUUACAGCUUUUUCUGGUUUCAAAUGUGAACUCACAUACACUCUCAUUUUUCCUCAUCACAACCCCAAGUGACCCAAUGGUCCUCACUUUCGAUAUAAGUAAAGGAGGCUCUGCAUUAAGGGCUUGUCCAAGGCACGCAGCUGAGAGGCGCUAGGACUGGCUCCAUUUCCAUCUCUAUUCUCACUGACUUUGACUACCCAGAACCCCAACAUGUGGGGCCUCAGUAUUCGAUCAAUUAUUCUAUUAAGAAGCAAAAACAAUUCCCCGCAUUGGCCCCAGUUAUUAAGCAUUUCUCAGAUUUACCUUGAGAAAUGCCCAUCGGCCUGUAUAUUCACAUCUUCACCCUUGUCCCUUCCUCCUAGAAAGGAGAAAGUCAGUUGGAUGCCCUCUGAGGAACUAGUGCAUGGCUUAACUGUCCUUCCAUGACUCCUGCCUUAUCUGUUUUCUAUUUUCCUCCUUUUCCACCGAAGUCUAUAAUCUCAAGAAAAGCAGGCACUGGCCUUAGGGCUCCUGGCCUAAGAAAUAUCAAGUCCAGUGAGAAAUCCCAUUGACUGACCCCUCCUGCUUACCCCUUUGUGAUGGAGAAGCUCCCAGGGGUUUGCUUUUUGCAUGUUACCAGGCCUAACUCAGCAUCACCAGGGGCAAGAAAAGGAAAGUAACCUAAACUAAUGCUGCUUAUAAUUGUAAUUAUUGUAAUAGUUAAUUACUGUGAUUGUACAUGUGUAACAGACAAAAUGUGUAUUUUUUUCACAGCUGCUGUGGAUUGGAUUAUGCCAUUUGGAAUAAGAAUGCUGUUAAGAGCACACAAGCCAGGUUCCUCAAGGAGAAGUGAAAUGACAACCUCACUAGAUACAGUUGAGACCUUUGGUACCACAUCCUACUAUGAUGACGUGGGCCUGCUCUGUGAAAAAGCUGAUACCAGAGCACUGAUGGCCCAGUUUGUGCCCCCGCUGUACUCCCUGGUGUUCACUGUGGGCCUCUUGGGCAAUGUGGUGGUGGUGAUGAUCCUCAUAAAAUACAGGAGGCUCCGAAUUAUGACCAACAUCUACCUGCUCAACCUGGCCAUUUCGGACCUGCUCUUCCUCGUCACCCUUCCAUUCUGGAUCCACUAUGUCAGGGGGCAUAACUGGGUUUUUGGCCAUGGCAUGUGUAAGCUCCUCUCAGGGUUUUAUCACACAGGCUUGUACAGCGAGAUCUUUUUCAUAAUCCUGCUGACAAUCGACAGGUACCUGGCCAUUGUCCAUGCUGUGUUUGCCCUUCGAGCCCGGACUGUCACUUUUGGUGUCAUCACCAGCAUCGUCACCUGGGGCCUGGCAGUGCUAGCAGCUCUUCCUGAAUUUAUCUUCUAUGAGACUGAAGAGUUGUUUGAAGAGACUCUUUGCAGUGCUCUUUACCCAGAGGAUACAGUAUAUAGCUGGAGGCAUUUCCACACUCUGAGAAUGACCAUCUUCUGUCUCGUUCUCCCUCUGCUCGUUAUGGCCAUCUGCUACACAGGAAUCAUCAAAACGCUGCUGAGGUGCCCCAGUAAAAAAAAGUACAAGGCCAUCCGGCUCAUUUUUGUCAUCAUGGCGGUGUUUUUCAUUUUCUGGACACCCUACAAUGUGGCUAUCCUUCUCUCUUCCUAUCAAUCCAUCUUAUUUGGAAAUGACUGUGAGCGGAGCAAGCAUCUGGACCUGGUCAUGCUGGUGACAGAGGUGAUCGCCUACUCCCACUGCUGCAUGAACCCGGUGAUCUACGCCUUUGUUGGAGAGAGGUUCCGGAAGUACCUGCGCCACUUCUUCCACAGGCACUUGCUCAUGCACCUGGGCAGAUACAUCCCAUUCCUUCCUAGUGAGAAGCUGGAAAGAACCAGCUCUGUCUCUCCAUCCACAGCAGAGCCGGAACUCUCUAUUGUGUUUUAGGUCAGAUGCAGAAAAUUGCCUAAAGAGGAAGGACCAAGGAGAUGAAGCAAACACAUUAAGCCUUCCACACUCACCUCUAAAACAGUCCUUCAAACUUCCAGUGCAACACUGAAGCUCUUGAAGACACUGAAAUAUACACACAGCAGUAGCAGUAGAUGCAUGUACCCUAAGGUCAUUACCACAGGCCAGGGGCUGGGCAGCGUACUCAUCAUCAACCCUAAAAAGCAGAGCUUUGCUUCUCUCUCUAAAAUGAGUUACCUACAUUUUAAUGCACCUGAAUGUUAGAUAGUUACUAUAUGCCGCUACAAAAAGGUAAAACUUUUUAUAUUUUAUACAUUAACUUCAGCCAGCUAUUGAUAUAAAUAAAACAUUUUCACACAAUACAAUAAGUUAACUAUUUUAUUUUCUAAUGUGCCUAGUUCUUUCCCUGCUUAAUGAAAAGCUUGUUUUUUCAGUGUGAAUAAAUAAUCGUAAGCAACA